Messenger RNA from Acipenser ruthenus (sterlet), 2101 nucleotides. RefSeq names its product solute carrier family 7 member 7 (gene slc7a7). Gene Ontology annotation, cellular component: membrane. The record is from RefSeq and is a predicted model, not a curated record. The coding region runs from base 276 to 1796 and encodes 506 amino acids. The transcript is spliced from 10 exons. Gene Ontology annotation, biological process: amino acid transmembrane transport. Lineage: Eukaryota; Metazoa; Chordata; Actinopteri; Acipenseriformes; Acipenseridae. Gene Ontology annotation, molecular function: basic amino acid transmembrane transporter activity; L-amino acid transmembrane transporter activity.
UGUGUGUGUGUGUGUGUCUUGCUUCGUUGAUGUUGCUGUGAUGCAUUGAGUCAGAGCUCUUUAAAAGGAGAGUCUGUGCCCUGAGCCUCUCUCUCUCUCUGUGUGUGUGUGAGCGAUCCUGCAGCACUUCAUCCCGACGCGCUGCCCUGCACACAACACUGUAUCAGGCUGCGGCUCAUACACACACAGCUGCCAUGCCAGUUAACCAGUAAGACGCCUAGGUUUGUGGCCUCCAACUUCCUGUUUCCUGUUUUGUUUUUCUGUUGCCCAACAAAAUGGCCGACAACAUCAAAUACAGCCCCGCCCCCACCCAGGACUCCACGGCAACGGUUACCAAUGGCCAGCCAAUCACAGACAAAGCAGCAGCCCAGGACUCCAUGACGCUCAAAAAGGAGAUCUCCCUGUUGAAUGGAGUCUGCCUAAUAGUGGGCAACAUGAUUGGCUCAGGCAUUUUCGUGUCUCCAAAAGGUGUCCUGAUGCACAGUGGCUCCUACGGGCUGUCCCUGGUAAUAUGGGCGAUUGGGGGGCUUUUCUCAGUUUUCGGUGCCCUGUGCUACGCAGAACUUGGAACCACCAUUACCAAAUCGGGGGCCAGCUACGCCUACAUCUUAGAAGCUUUUGGGGGUUUCAUUGCUUUUAUACGUCUUUGGACCUCCCUGCUGAUAAUUGAGCCCACGAGUCAAGCUGUCAUCGCCAUAACCUUUUCAAACUACAUGGUGCAGCCGAUUUUUCCCACUUGCGAGUCUCCCUACAUCGCGAACAGGCUGCUCGCGGCUGCCUGCAUCUGUUUGUUAACUUUUGUAAACUGUGCGUAUGUGAAAUGGGGGACCAGGGUUCAAGACUUAUUUACAUACGCCAAGGUCAUCGCUCUGAUUGCAGUUAUCAUCACUGGGAUAGUCAAGCUGGGUCAAGGUUACACGCAGAACUUUGACAAUGUUUUUGAAGGCUCCUCAUUGGACGCGGGGAACAUGGCGCUGGCUCUGUACUCCGCCCUCUUUUCUUACUCUGGGUGGGACACGCUCAAUUUUGUAACAGAAGAAAUCAAAGACCCUCAGAGGAACCUGCCCCUAGCUAUCGGAAUCUCCAUGCCUAUAGUGACUGUGAUCUACAUUCUGACUAACGUGGCGUACUACACAGUGCUGCAGAUCCCAGAGAUCCUGGACAGCAACGCCGUGGCCGUGACUUUUGCUGAUCAGGUAUUCGGCAUUUUUAACUGGACUAUUCCCCUCGCCGUUGCCCUCUCCUGUUUCGGAGGACUAAAUGCAUCGAUCCUGGCUGCUUCCAGGUUGUUCUUCGUGGGGUCGAGAGAAGGUCACCUGCCCGACUCCCUCUGCAUGAUACACGUGGAGAGAUACACACCCAUCCCGGCACUGCUGUUCAAUGGUGCGAUGUCUUUGGUCUACCUCUGUGUUGAAGACAUAUUCCAGCUCAUUAAUUAUUACAGCUUCAGCUAUUGGUUCUUCGUUGGCCUGUCAAUCGCCGGACAGCUGUACCUGCGCUGGAAGGAACCAGACAGACCCCGCCCACUCAAGCUCAGUCUGGUGUUCCCGGUGAUCUUCUGCCUGUGCACAGUCUUCCUGGUGGCGGUGCCUCUGUACAGCGACACCAUCAACUCCCUGAUUGGCAUCGGGAUCGCGCUGUCGGGCGUGCCCGUCUACCUGCUGUGCUGCUACAUCCCCGAGCACAGGAGACCCCUGUGCCUCCGCAAGACUAUCGCUGCCUUGGCCAAGUUUAUCCAAAUGAUUUGCUUCUCCGUUUUGACCGAGAUGGACAUAGACGAUGACAAAACCGAAUGAACCGACCAAUAGGAAAACAUCUGCCAUCUUCAACAAUGCAGGAAGAGCUGCUCUGCCCACACGAGUCCACACGAUCACCUAGUCGACGACAGGCCAAUCUUUUGCAAUAGCAACACUCCAGACAAAAAAUAAAUUAACUAAAAAAUGUUUUAAUAUAUUCUGCUAUGGGGAGGGUUAUUAUAUAUUUUGUGAAAACAACACCUGCUGUAUGUGUAAUAAAAAAAAAAAAUGGAAAAGGACAACAGGAUAUGAAAUGUAUUUAAACUGUGUAAAUUAAAUUAAAAGGGAUUUUAAAGAUUCUAUAA